UUUUUAUCAUAAACACGCAGAGGCUGCGAGGAUUCAGUCGAUGUGAAAGAGACGUUUAUGUGGUCAAACUGGAAGUCUGGACACAAGUGCAGGUUAGAUGCAGCAUGGAUGUGUUAUAAAAGACUGCCUUAUCUUCCCCCUAAAUGUCUAUAUCCCCCUUUUUCUUCGCACUGAUGUGGACUGAAUUCACAGCUCGUAUGUCUUGAAGCCGGGAAUGAAUUGUUCACGUUGAAAAAUGCUGCUUUGGAUUGUUCUGCUGAAUGCGGCUCUUUGUGUUGCUAGUGGAAAUGUUACAAGGGACGUUUGUAAGGAGCAGAUAUGCUCUUGCAACGAGAUAGAGGGAGAUCUGCACAUAGACUGCGAAAAAAGAAGCUUCACCACUCUGCAGCAUUUGACUGGCCCGAGCUCGCAGUUUUAUCACUUGCUGUUGCACGGGAAUUCUCUAUCCAGGCUAUUUCCCAAUGAGUUCGCCAACUUUUACAAUGCCGUGAGCCUGCAUUUGGAAAACAAUGGUUUGCACGACAUUGUCCCCGGCGCCUUUCUGGGACUGCAGCUGGUGAAGAGGCUGCACAUCAAUAACAAUAAGAUAAGAUCGUUCAGGAAGAGUACAUUUCUGGGAUUAGACGACUUGGAAUAUCUCCAAGCUGAUUUUAAUCUUUUGAGGGAUAUUGACCCCGCUGUUUUCAGGGACCUAAAUAAACUUGAAGUGUUAAUACUUAACGACAACCUCAUCAGUGCGCUACCUAUAAACGUGUUUCAACAUGUGCCCAUUACGCAUCUCGACCUGCGGGGAAACCGAAUCAAAACGUUGCCUUAUGAGGGGAUCCUCGAACAAAUACCGGGCAUUGCGGAGGUUCUGUUGGAGGACAACCCGUGGGACUGUAACUGCGACCUGGUUUCUCUUAAGGAAUGGCUGGAGAACAUACCGCAUAACGCGCUUAUUGGGAGGGUGAUUUGCGAGGCUCCCACCAGGCUGCAAGGGAGCGACUUAAACGAGACGUCAGAAGCGGAUCUGUGCCCCUCACAGAGCGGCGGAGUGGACACCAGCCUGGUCGCCCCUCCCACUCAAGAGGAGAUGUCGGAGACCGUGGCCCGUGGCCCGCGUCCCACGCCUUUCAAGCCAAAUGGAGACGCCAAUGGGAACCCGACUCCUGGCGGUCACGGAGCCAAGAGCCGCUCCAAAUCUCGUGAGAACUGGCAAUUGAAAACCAAGCCCACUCCGGUGCCCACAGGUGUGAACGGGGACAGGGAACAGCUGCACAACGUGACGUGCCCCCAACCGUGCAACUGCAAGCUGGUCGGCUCCAGACAAGGGCUGGGGGUCAACUGCGAGGGCAAAAAGAUCGAGAGUUUGUCUAACCUCAAACCUAAGCCCUUGGGCGCCCACGAAUUGAACAUGAGAGAUAACAACAUACACGCAGUGAAGAAGAACCAGUUGCUUGGCUAUUCCAGUCUCAACCUGCUCGAUCUGGGCGGGAACAAUAUCAAGGUGAUUGACAACAGUACUUUCCAAAACCAGAGCGAGCUCAGGUGGUUGUAUAUGGAUAAGAACUACCUGGAUACGCUCAUGGCAGAGAUGUUUGUGGGCCUUGUGAAUCUGGAAUAUCUCAGUUUGGAAUACAACGACAUCCAGCUGAUAGUGGCAGGUGCAUUCAGCCCCAUGCCAAACCUGAGGGUUCUGUUCCUCAAUAACAACUUGCUCAAAUCUUUACCCGUGGAUGCUUUCCUUGGAAUUUCUUUAUCUAAAAUUAGCCUGCACAACAAUUAUUUCCCCUAUCUCCCCGUGGCUGGCGUGUUAGACCAGCUCAACUCAAUCAUACAGAUCGAUCUGCACGGGAACCCGUGGGAUUGCUCGUGCAACAUCUUGCCCUUCAAGCAGUGGACGGAGAAACUCGGGGCCGACGUGAUAGUGAGCGACCUCAAGUGCGAAUCCCCUGAAGAGUUUUGGAAGCGAGAUUUCCGUUAUGUCCGGAACGACCUCAUGUGCCGCAAACUCUAUGACAAAGUCUCUCCUACCCCCCUGUCCAAAAACAGCACUUUCACCCAGGACUCGGGGACGCGCUCAAACUCUUAUUUGGAGCCGAACAGGGUCUCCAUCUCAGUGCUCGUCCCCGGGUUGCUGCUGGUGUUCGUCACGUCCGCAUUCACUGUUGUAGGAAUGCUUGUCUUUAUUUUGCGGAAUCGAAAGAGGUCAAAGCGGAGGGACGGGAACUCCUCCGCCUCGGAGAUCAAUUCGUUACAGACAGUGUGUGACUCGUCUUAUUGGCACAGCGGGCCUUAUAACGCAGACGGGGGUGCGCACCGGGGCUUCGACUGCAGCACUCACCUCUCCACGACAAACGAUGCGUAAAGGGACUCUGCUAUAGUCUUAGUACAAUAAACCUGGAUUACAAACAAUCACACAGACAGACUUGCGCACACAAAUGACUAAAUCGGCAAGAUCAUCUUUUGUUGUUCGUCACCAGCGAACACAGACUUGUUUAUGUCUUGUUUUCUCCAGUUGAACCAAGUAAGUGAGUGUGCUGCUGCACAGGCCCCACUCUGUAUUAUAUGUACAUGCCAAGCCCACCCCUCCUGGCUAAAAACAAAACCCUCUCUCCCCCCCGCUUUCUUCUCCUCCCAGUUUUGCUAUUUGCCGCAAUCGGACUAAGGAUCUGUACGAGACAGGAAAGAGGGAGGAAAAAGGAGUGAGAGGGGAGGGAGGGGGGAGGGAAGGCGCGUGUGUGAGGCGGAGAGAGAGAGAGAGAGAGAGUGCGAAAGAGACCGAGGACCCGGGGAAUGGUGCACGAACGCAUGAAUGUAAAUGUAAAUACUCGGACCGAUGUAUCAUAAUCUGCAUGAUGAUAUUUCGCAUGGUUUCAACACACAGACGACGGCGAGGAACCAUAACCACCAUAACCAACAAAGAAGCAAACUCGACCCUUUCAUGUUAUAUCAAUAUGACGACAAUAUAUAGAUAUUAAGAAUUAUAUAUGACUAUUACAAAGUGCCAUUUCUCUAUUUUUUGUGAACCUGCAGUUAGGAUUUGUAUUUGUUGUUUUAAAUUUGUUUGGAGAAAAGAGGAGGGAAAAAAAAUCAAUAACGGAUAACGAUGACUAUCGGAACGGAGUGAUGGAAGUGAAGCUGUCAGUGCAUGUUAAUUUUCUGUUUGUUAUCAUUUGAUUGUCGUUAAAUAUUGGGGUUAUUUAUACCGUACUAGGUGGUGCAGAGGAAAAAUCUGCGCAGUCAUCAUCUCCUUUAUGAAUGUAAACUGUGUUAUUUUAUGGUGUGCCAAUUGUUGACUUUCAGAUAUUCAGACAUGCAGAUGAGCAUGACCAAUUAACGUCACUCAGAUGCUUAUGCUGCAAAGUUAAUGUAGCUCAAAUAACAGUUCUGUGGUUUUGUGUGUCAAUGAAUAUAGCCUGCUUUGGGUGAGAGGAAGAAAAAAAAAACCAAGUCAUUUAAAUGGGGGGUUUAUACCAUCAUAUUUUUUCAAUAACUGAGCAAAGAAGUGUUUUCAAUUGAGCUAUGUAGGUAUAAUUCGAUCUAUGUAAAGCAGCGCAGGUAGACUGAUAAUAUAGAAUAGAAUGCUUUUUUUUAAUGUCAGAAAAAAAGUAUUCCUCCACGAAAAAGCUUAUGGCUAUGAUUCACGUUCAUCAUAUUGUGAGCUUUUGUAAAGCCAUCUAAUCUUGUCCAAAUAAGAGAACUGAAACUCACUGUAUUUACUACAAAAUGUGCUUGAAAGAGGCUGUUUUGGAGGCGUGAUUCUUGCUUUCUUUCCAAACGGAGAGAGCAUGUGGCCAGUUCAUGAAGAUACAAGAGGUGUCUGCUUCACUAGAAGGUGGAGGGGAGGGGGAUGGAAAACACACACACACACACACACACACACACCUGCAGAGGUAAUUUGAUAAUGCAAGAUGCCUUUUUCAAUUAAGCAUUUUGAACUUGAGAUACUCUUCUGGGGUUUGGGGGGGGUCCGCAUGGUUUUUGUGGGCUCAUGGAAACAAUGCCAUGACUGAACACCUGUUUUGCAGAGCUCAGCUGACGGGUCUGCUGCUUAGCCUAUACUGCUUUAACUGAACGUGGAUUUAAAACAAACAAACAAACAAACAAAAAACAAACAAACAAAAAAAAAAAGACAAAAGAGCAUUAAAACUUUGAGGGUAUACUUCCAGUAUUCAAAAAUUCAAGUCUGCAACUUCUCUGCAGUGUCUGAUCUGAAACAGAUGCAAGGAAUGUGCAAUUUGCAUUUAUUUCAUUUUAUUUUAUUUUUUUAUUCUGAUGUUAAAUUCCAGUGCUGAUGACUUUUUUUUUCUUGUUUUGAUGUUGCCAAUUGAUUUUCUUGAAGAAACCCACUCUAGGAUGCCUAAUUUAGACAAGAUUUCAUCAUAAUUCGGCUAAAAUCGACUUAAGAUGCCAUUGCAGCGAAGAGAGUGUACAGUGUUGAUGUGAGAUGGGCUUACACCCCCUAACUCCCCGUCACCCCCCACCCCUUCCCCUCACUCGUAGGCCUGCAGUAUCUCCCUCCAGUAUUGCAGACCAGCGCUGUCCAUGGUGCUGAAUCAUUUCCCUCUCUUGCUUUCUUUGUCAGCCAGCCUCCUUGCUUGUGAGAACAUUUGAGUGUGUGUGCAUGUGUUUGCGUGACAGCAAAUGAGUGUGUGUGUGUGAGCGAGAGAGAGAGAUAGUGAGAGAGAGAGAGAGCAAUUGCGUGACCAUUUGCAUGUAUGUGUCUUCUUUCUCCUCUGUCAGCCCUCCUUCUCCCCCCUUCCCAAAUAUGUAAUCACGUGCAGCUUGACCUUGGGGACUAACAUCUCAGCAGAUCUGUGACAAACACUCAUCAUCCUCAUCGUCACCACCUCCCUGCAUUUUUGUCCAGUCACCUUGCCUCCCCCUCCCCACUUCAUUUCCCAUUUCCCAGCUUUUCGGUGUGUGGGGGGAGAGGGGGACUGGGAAAACUAUGUGUCUCUUCUGUGGAGUAUAACUGUGCCACAGCCCACUGAUGAUUUGUCAUAAUUUUCAAACGCUGUGUUUCAAAGUUACAUUUAUAUGCUUUGCGAUAUUUGACCUGCUUCUAUUUUGUUAAAUAAAGUGUGGUUGAGGUUGAGUAAAAAA
Messenger RNA from Scatophagus argus, 5091 nucleotides. RefSeq names its product SLIT and NTRK-like protein 1. Gene Ontology annotation, cellular component: glutamatergic synapse; GABA-ergic synapse; postsynaptic density membrane. The coding region runs from base 236 to 2350 and encodes 704 amino acids. Gene Ontology annotation, biological process: positive regulation of synapse assembly; axonogenesis; regulation of presynapse assembly. NCBI's taxonomy places the organism in Eukaryota, Metazoa, Chordata, Actinopteri, Scatophagidae. The transcript has a single exon. Gene Ontology annotation, molecular function: protein binding. The record is from RefSeq and is a predicted model, not a curated record.